AUGGAUAGUGGUGCAGGUCCAAGUACCAGUACAGGAUACACAGGUAGAAUAAGAAAUAGUAGCGAUGGAAGAAAUUGGUCAUCAGGAGCUCAAACUGUCCAAAUGCUUCAUUUGCUUUCAUCUAGCCAUCGACCAUUUGAGUCUCUAAUGUCUGAUAGUUCUGAAGAAGAUGAUGAGCCAAUAUACCAAGAACCUAGUACUUUUGAAAAGGCAAUACCUAGAGAUGAGUAUUUGCGAUCACUGAAAACUGACGAACAUCUGUCAUGCAGCUCCUCAUCGUCUGACCACAGUUCAGAUGAAGAGGCUGAUCUAUGCAUAGGUCUGCCAGAACAUACUGACUUCACUGCAGCAAUUAAAGAAAAUAGAGCUGACCCUGCAAAACAAUCAUCAGUUGAUCUCAGCUCUGAGCUCAAUACCGAAGAGAUUGUCUUGUCCGUUAUAUACCAGAAUUCCCAGUUGGGUGCUGCGUAUUACAAUACCAUAACAUCUGAAUUAUAUGUUCUGGAAGAUAUAGCUGAGAGCUAUUUAAAUUUUGAUAUCAUGAAUUUGAUGUAUAGACAGACACGGCCAAGUUUCAUUAUUACAAUAUCAGGGAUGAAAGAUCACUUUUUAGUACUCUUGAAGAAGUUAAUCUCAGAAGAGAAUGAGAAUUGUUCCAUCGAAACACCAAACUCAUAUAAUCGCCUUACUAGGCUCCGUUUCAAAAUCAUGUCAAAAAUGGAGUAUAGCUUUUCUAGUUGCCAUACACGCGUACAGCAUCUGAAGUUGGAAACGGAACCCGAGGAUCUAAAUGCUAAUGAGAGAGUUCUGUUUUUGAGUUCAAUAAUUAAUUUCAAUUGCUCCAUUAUGAUUCAUGCCCUUGGAUUGCUCUUGAAAUAUCUUGAUAAGAAUUGGAACGUUAUGGAGUUAGAUGCUAUUGGUCAAGCGAAAUUUAUGCAAUUGCAGAAACUGAACUUGAAAGAUAUCGUCACAAUGGAUAAUGAAACAUUUAAAGCAUUACAAAUUGUUAAUCCUCGGCAUCAUCCAAGUUUAUUUAAAUUUGGAAAUACAAGAUCUUGCAGAGAAGGGCUCAGCUUGUAUAGUCUUUUGAACCGUUGUCAAUCUCGCCCUGGUGUUCAAUGCCUCUGGAAAGUAUUAUAUCAUCCCACAUGCAAUGUGAAUGAAAUAACUGAAAGAUUAGAUGUGAUUGAGUUUUGCUUGGAUCCAAGUAAUCAGCACAUCAUUGAAGGAAUCUUACCAUGUUUGUCAAAGAUCUGCCAGAUAACAAAGGUCAUGAAUCGUCUCUCAGCUCCACAGGCAAAAGCUUCCGAAUGGCAAAGAUUGCACAAGACACUCUGCAAUAUAAUCCACAUCGUAGACAUAUGUAUGCCAUACAAGGAUGCAUUGCCAUUAUUUAAAAAAAUAGUCGAUGGUGCUACAGAAGAAAUGUACCGCUUGAGAUAUUUUAUCGAGUAUAUUGUAGAUGUUGACGCAUCCAGACAACAAAAUAAGUUUGUUGCCAAAUCCGGUGUAGAUCCAGAACUAGAUCAAUUAAACCAUGAGAAUCAAAUUCUACCACAAGUAUUGAGUGUGAUGGCUACAAAGGAGCUGCAAAAUUUGCCAAAUUCUGUAAAAGCGUGCAGUAUGGUCUAUUUACCAGAUAUUGGAUAUCUGUUGGCGAUUACAAAAUGGGAAAGUACACCUCCGAUAGAUAAUGAACUUCCUGGUUUGGAAUUCAAAUUUAUAGCCAAUAAUAUUGCCCAUUAUAAGAGUCCAGCUACAAUAGAGCUACAGAAUACCUUUGGUGAUAUCUUAGAGAAAAUUACUAAAAAACAGAGUCAAAUAAUGAUGCAACUGGUACAAUAUAUCACCAAACAUAUGAACCCAAUUUUGGAAAUAAUUAAACACAUUGCCAAGUUAGAUGCGUUGAUAUCCAUGUCCAUGGUUGCACGUGACUUGAACUAUGUGAGACCAACAAUAUCUCGGGAAAAGAUAAUUGAUAUAAAACAAGGUCGACAUCCAUUGUUGGAAGUUAUUAACACGAAUUAUAUCGCAAACAACACAUUUUCCAGUCUAGAAAAAAGCUUGAUCAAAAUGAUAACUGGUCCCAAUGCGAGUGGGAAAAGCGUCUACCUCAAGCAAGUUGCACUCAUCGUGUUCAUGGCGCAUAUUGGUAGUUUUGUACCAGCUGAGUCCGCUACUAUCGGAGUUAUCAGUCAUAUUCUGACACGAAUACAUUAUCUAGACAGUAUGGCUUCAAAUGCAAGCUCAUUUAUGAUCGAUCUUAGACAGAUGAAUAAAGCCAUAUCUGAGGCAUCUUCUGAUUCUUUGGUUGUAAUAGAUGAGUUUGGAAAAGGCACCUCUUAUGUAGAUGCACUUUCGUUGCUCACAGCAUAUUUGACUGAUUUCAUCAAUAGAGGAACCAAAUGCCCACACAUCUUUGUUUCAACACAUCUCCACGAUGUUAUUAAUUGGAUACCACAAACACGUAUAGUUGAGACACAAACUUUCGAAUUCUUCAUCAAUGAAGACAAUGCAGUGGUGUUUCUCUACAAAAUCAUUGAAGGUACCACUGAGAUCAGUUUUGCACACUCAGUUGCAGCUGCUGCCGGUCUGGAUCCGAGAAUUGUGGAACGAAGUAGACAGAUAUAUUUAGCGAGAGAAAGGGAUGAACCCUUCACCAAACUUUCUAAGCUAAAUGUUUGCCACCGAGAAAAACUGGCUAUCAAAAUCUGCAAACAUCUCAUGGAUGAGAACGAGAUCAUCGAUAUGGAUGGACUACAAAUGUGCGUAAAGCAGAUGUGGACCACAGAGUUUAGAAAUCAAUCACCUGCCUAUGAUACAACCACAUAACAUACAAGAAUCUUGCUUCAAAAAAACUAACGAUGAAGUAAAACUUGAGUACCAAUUUAAUGUUACUAUGAAAAUAAUGAUAUUGUUAAGUGUAUAAUCUUAUGUAAGAGUUUAAGUUAUAAAUUAGAAAGAUAUCAACUUUA
Messenger RNA from Athalia rosae (coleseed sawfly), 2975 nucleotides. Its product is annotated as mutS protein homolog 5-like. The transcript is spliced from 14 exons. Gene Ontology annotation, biological process: chiasma assembly; mismatch repair. NCBI's taxonomy places the organism in Eukaryota, Metazoa, Arthropoda, Insecta, Hymenoptera, Athaliidae. The record is from RefSeq and is a predicted model, not a curated record. The coding region runs from base 1 to 2832 and encodes 943 amino acids. Gene Ontology annotation, cellular component: nucleus. Gene Ontology annotation, molecular function: mismatched DNA binding; ATP-dependent DNA damage sensor activity; ATP binding.